GUAAUAUUUUAGUCGACACCGCCAGUCUGUCGGAUUCUGUUUCACAUGACUUACGUUUUCUUCGUAUUUUUGCAUCCUUAUAAAAAUAUUUAAAUAUAUAUGUAUAUAUAUCCUAAAAGACCAGAUCACUCAUUCCACCUCAAAAAAAAAGGAAGGCAUAGAAAAAGCAUGUAACAUUCCUUUGUAAUUUUGUGAGUGAAAACCAUUAUCACAGGACAGCUCAGAGACAUGGGUAAUAACACAUCCCAGUGGUACAGUUGCGUUCCAAAGCAUGUAUUAACAUCGUGUACACUUCCAAAGGAGCCUCCUUGGCAGGAACAACAGAGUUUAAAUAAUAAUCACAAGCAGCUCAUCCCAUCAAAUCAAGCAACAGACAACCUACUUCAAGCCAUCGUACAGGAUGAUUGCAGUGAACUACAGCAGCUGAUGGAUACCAAUAUCGACUUGAAUAUACCAUUAAAUGACAACAAUGAAACAGCAUUGAUACUGGCUGUUCGUUUGGGACACACUAAUCAGGUGAAAACACUCAUCAACCAACCAUCUUGUGAUAAGAAUAAACUGAAUAUAAAAAACUGUUCUACUUUUGAUAUUGCACUAAUCUAUGCCUACAAUCAAUGCACAGAAGUUGAAGAUAAUGUGAACUAUUGGGAAAUCAUCAAAAUCCUUAUGUCAACCAGCUUCGACCCCAUCUGCAAAGAUGCCAUGUUGUAUGUGGUAAGAACUGCUUUGAAAUAUGGAAACACUGACUUCAUUAACCAACUUUCUGAAAUAGCAAUCAAGUAUUGCACAUCGUGCAAAUUUCAUGAACUUCUUCUCCUGCAGCUACACCGACACCAACCAGUUUUUGAAGGGCCAAUGGAUGAUAUUUUUACAACACUUUCCAAAUUUACAAUCAAACUAUUAUGUGAAUGCAGUGGCUCAGAACUUGUACCAAUUGUAAAUUCUAUGAAAUAUUACUUGGAAUCUCAUUGGCAUGAUAAACAAAACAAACUACAUGUGUCUAAGAAAUUAGCAUUAUAUGCCACUGCAUCUGGUUGGCAUUGGUCAACUCAGUAUAUUGAUUAUAUCUCUAGAGUGGACCCUUAUCUCAGCAGUUGGUGUGUAAUGACAUCUAAAACUGUUCCUUCUCUGCAUCAUCUUAGUCGCUGUGCCUACCGUAAAACACUCACAUGUUCUGUAAGUAUAUCCUUCGAGAAGUUUCCACAAGCUAUCCCUAGAGUCAUUCAAGAAUACAUUUGUUUGAAAGAUGUAGAGUUAUUAUGUAGAAAAAAUCUUCAAUCAAUUACUUUCUAAAUAUUUUCCUCUGUGUUAAUCUUUCAUCCAUUAAUGCAUGAUUAAACUUCAGCAUUAAAGCAAUAAAUCAUUACCCAUAAUCUCAAAACUUUUAUAUAAAAACAUACUUAUAAAUGAGGCCUUACUACUAACAUUUAGUAGUAAAACUACAUAUGUGCAUGUGUUUCUUAAUAUUACAUGUAUAAAUUAUUCAGGUAUGUGUUUGUUCACUCACAUAUAAGUGUAUGUAUACGUGCAUACAUACAUAAAUACACACUCAUGCAUACACACACAUAUAUAUAUAUAAAUUUUUACACUCCAAAUGACUUUUGCUCAUUAAGUGGUACUGUAUCUUGCUAUUUUGAAAUUACUCUGGCUGCUAUUCGAGAGGACAUAUAUAUAUAUAAAGAAAUAUUUAUCCAAUUGAAGAAGCUCAGCAACUACUGUGAAGUUAAGUUUCUGUACUAUUAACCAAAUAAACAUAAAUUCAAAACCUU
Molecule: messenger RNA, 1769 nt
Organism: Octopus sinensis (East Asian common octopus)
Lineage: Eukaryota; Metazoa; Mollusca; Cephalopoda; Octopoda; Octopodidae
Exons: 2
Coding region: 229-1293 (354 amino acids)
Source: RefSeq, a predicted model, not a curated record